AGAAGAGGGAGAGAGAGAGAAGGCAAAUGUUCCCCCAGCUGUUUCCUGUCUACAGUGUCUGUGUUUUGUAGAUAAAUGUGAGGAUUUUCUCUAAAUCCCUCUUCUGUUUGCUAAAUCUCACUGUCACUGCUAAAUUCAGAGCAGAUAGAGCCUGCGCAAUGGAAUAAAGUCCUCAAAAUUGAAAUGUGACAUUGCUCUCAACAUCUCUCAUCUCUCUGGAUUUCUUUUUGCCUCAUUAUUCCUGCUAACCAAUUCAUUUCCAGACUUUGCACUUCAGAAGCAAUGGGAAAAAUCAGCAGUCUUCCAACCCAAUUAUUUAAGUGCUGCUUUUGUGAUUUCUUGAAGGUAAAGAUGCACAUCAUGUCCUCCUCGCAUCUCUUCUACCUGGCUCUGUGCUUGCUCACCUUCACCAGCUCUGCCACAGCUGGGCCGGAGACACUGUGCGGGGCUGAGCUGGUGGAUGCUCUUCAGUUCGUGUGUGGAGACCGGGGCUUUUAUUUCAACAAGCCCACGGGUUACGGCUCCAGCAGUCGGAGGGCGCCUCAGACAGGCAUCGUGGACGAGUGCUGCUUCCGGAGCUGUGACCUGAGGAGGCUGGAGAUGUACUGCGCACCCCUCAAGCCUGCCAAGGCAGCCCGCUCUGUCCGUGCCCAGCGCCACACCGACAUGCCCAAGGCUCAGAAGGAAGUACAUUUGAAGAACACAAGUAGAGGGGGUGCAGGAAAUAAGAACUAUAGAAUGUAGGAAGAAGACCUUCCUGAAGAGUGAAGAAUGACGUGCCCCUGGCCGGAUCCUUUGCUCUGCACGAGUUACCUGUUAAACACCAGAAGACCUACCAAAAAUUAAGUUUGAUAACAUUUCAAAAGAUGGGCAUUCUUCCCAAUGAAAUACGCAAGUAAAAAUUUCAACAUUGUCUUUAGGAGUGAUUGUUAAAAGCUUUGCACCUUGCAAAAAUGGUCCUGGAGUUGGUAGAUUGCUAUUGAUCCUUUAUCAAUAAUGUUCUAUAGAGAAAAAAAAUAUAUAUAUCUAUAUAUAUAUCUUAGUCCCUGCCUCUCAGAGCCGCAAAUGCAUGGAUAUUGUCUAGAUCCAGUUGCACUAAAUUUGUCUCUGAAUCUUGGCUGCUGGAGCCAUUCACUCAGCAGCCGUGUCUAAGUGGUUUAUUAAUUUUUUUUUAUUUGCACUUCUUUCUACGCAACACAGGCUGUUUGUUUUACAGUGUCUGAUAAUCUUGUUUGUCUGUCUCCACCCUCCCUCCCCCAGUCAUCUUUACAUUUGCUGAAUUUGGCCUCCUCAGUAGCAGCAGCAAGCAGUCAAGUAGCACACCCAUUUUGAAUCCACAAGAUUCCAUCUGUGGCGUUAGUACCAAAUAUAAGUUGAAUGCAUGUAUUGUAGACACAAAGCUUUAUUUUUCCACAUCUUGCUAAAAAAAAAAAAGCAAAUAGUUGCAACUUUGAGGCCAAACAUUGUUUAGGUGUAUGUUUUAAGCAUAGAAAGUCUCAAACUCUCAGCAGUUCCUUCAAAUGAUGAGUUAGUGUGCAACCUGAUUAGUAACUUCUCCCUUUUAAUUUUUUUCCAUAUAGAGCACUAUGUAAAUUUAGCAUAUCAACAAUGCAGGAUAUAUCACACAGUAUGUAAAACUCUCUGUUUUUUAGAACAAUGGUGCUAUUUUGUAGUUUGUUAUAGGAAAGAGUCUGGCCAAAACGAUAAAAGGUGAAAGCAAAACAAAAGAGGAAGCCUGGAGCCAAAGAUGACACAGAGGGGAAGGGGACUAAAAAUCCAUCCAUUUGGGAAAGAAGGCCAAAUUCCCCCGAGCAUGCCUUCCAAGAGAAACUGAAAGGCACAAAGUCCACCAAUGCAAAUUUGACGAGUCCAGAGAGGAGUGGAACAAGCAGAAGGCUAGGAAUUUCACAGCCCUGGUUUCUUUUUCUCACGGAAGAAACAAACAUCUGCCGUGACUCAGGCACGGACUCACCACUUUGUGACCUUGGGCAAGUCACUUCACCUCUCUGUGCCUCAGUUUCCUCAUCUGCAAAAUGGGGGCAAUAUGCCAUCUACCUACCUCACAGGGGUGGUAUUAGGAUUCAAAAGAUACAGCUUCAGGCUUUUAUCCUUGGUUGCUAUGAGGGUGCAAGGUCAGAGCCCUUGAGUUGCUGGGAUACAAGCAAUUCUAUAAACAACCCAUUCAUAGCAGAGCUAGAAAAUGGAUUGGCCAAACAUCCCUGACAUGCCAAUUCUUGUAAAUGAAGCUAUCCAACUAGGUAUCCAGCUAACUAGUUAAAAGCUCACAUCUUGAUCUCUUUUAAAACACUUUUCUAAAUAAGUUAGAAACAUUUGAUUUACAUUUUGAGUUCUGCACUUGGUUCUAUGAAUACAAAGUGAAAGAGAGAAAGGAAAAGAAAAAGAGAAAAAAGCAAAAAGAUUUCUGUAACACAAGGGUGAUUACUCAAUUUGUCAGAACUUGUUAGCACUUAUGAUGUCACCCCCUUCCACACACACAGGCAGUUACUAGUAAUCUACUAAUACUUCUUUUAAUAUUAUAAAUGAUACUCUAUUCAUUUUGAAAAACACAGUUAUUCCUUCUCUUUAUGCAAUCUAAAAAAAUGUGGCCCAAACUUUCCAAAAUUGAAAUAAUAUCUAAUAAAAAGUUGCAAAGUUACUUUAAUAAAUUUUGCUCUUAUCCUUGGCUGUAUAUACAUACACAUAUAUAUUUUUAAUUUUUUUUGUUAAAAUAUGCUUGAUGAGAGUUGCUAGUUGAGAGGCAAAAAUUUCCUUCACAGCUAGAAAUUUUCCCUCUUGUCUGCUUAGAAAACUGUCCCUUAGCCCUCUAUGGAUGUGUCUUAUCCAUUCAACUUAAAAUUGGUAUCAAGAAAACCCAAUGGCGAGGACAGGCCCAUGCUGGCCUGGGAAAUGCCUCUUGUCUAUACACCAAGAUUUUCUUAUUAAGACAAUGAACCAUCCACCAUUCAGAGCUUUUUAUCUGCCUUAGAACUUUUUGGUGAAAAGCAACCAGGCUUGAUUAUUUCAUGCAUAUUAUAUCCCUUUUAUUCAUGGAAAGUAUAUAUGGAAAACAAAAAUAACAUCCUUAGUUUUCAUCCCAUUGGUUCACUGCAAGGUUCUGGGGCCGG
Hipposideros armiger (great roundleaf bat) is the source of this 3125-nucleotide messenger RNA. RefSeq names its product insulin like growth factor 1 (gene IGF1). The record is from RefSeq and is a predicted model, not a curated record. Gene Ontology annotation, cellular component: extracellular region. The coding region runs from base 283 to 744 and encodes 153 amino acids. Gene Ontology annotation, biological process: regulation of protein phosphorylation; insulin-like growth factor receptor signaling pathway; negative regulation of apoptotic process. Gene Ontology annotation, molecular function: insulin-like growth factor receptor binding; growth factor activity; hormone activity. Lineage: Eukaryota; Metazoa; Chordata; Mammalia; Chiroptera; Hipposideridae. The transcript has 4 exons.